AUGUCUUUCUCCUAUGAUAACUCGGACGUGCGCUGGAAGCCUACAGUGACGGGCGGGCGUGCGCAGAUCCGAAUCCUUGAAUUACACCCUUUGCCAUGGUAUCUUUGGUGGCUGCCGCGACCCUGGGCAUUGCGCAUUCCGCUCUAUGGUCGUUUAUCAUGGGCUCCGCUGGCUGACAUCAAUGUUUCGAAAAGAAAGGUUGCCAAUACGGACGUCAAAAACGUAAGGUCGAGCGAGUCCAGCACAACCCAAGCCGAAGAGGAUGCGACUCUGAUCGGCACCAGCAAGGCUCUAACCGCAAAUCCUGUCACUCAAAGUAAGCCUCUGUCGAUAUCGUCUUCUUUGUAUCCAAAAUACAAGGCGUUAUCAUACACCUGGGGCGAUGGAAAAGAGAGGAGCAAUAUCUAUGUCAACGGAAAGAAUUUGGACAUUACUCUUUCACUGGCCACCGCCUUGCAUCAUCUCAGGUACAAUCAGGUCAAGCCGCUGAAUAUCUGGAUCGACCAAAUCUGUAUCAAUCAACAGGACAAUGCUGAAAAGACGGAGCAGGUCCGUCACAUGGACUGUAUCUAUCGCAACGCUGAAGAAGCUCUAGUCUGGCUUGGUCCCGCUCAGAACGGUUCUGAGGAGCUCUUGGAGGUGUUCAACAAGGUUGGAACAUUUGUGGAAGACUUUGACAUGUAUUCGUAUUUUACGAAAGAACACAUUUCCAAACUAUUCGCGAUUCAGAAAAAGGAAAACCCGGAGGAUGCAAAGACUAUCGAAUACCACGCCUUCUGCGACAGCGUGCUCGCCGAAUUUACCUAUACUCUUUUCGAGUCGCUGAUAGCUUUCUACAAACGACCUUGGUUCAACCGAGCAUGGGUGAGACCGUUCAACUUGCCCCCUUAA
Parastagonospora nodorum SN15 is the source of this 891-nucleotide messenger RNA. RefSeq lists its product as hypothetical. The record is from RefSeq and is a predicted model, not a curated record. The transcript has a single exon. Lineage: Eukaryota; Fungi; Ascomycota; Dothideomycetes; Pleosporales; Phaeosphaeriaceae. Bases 1 to 891 code for a protein of 296 amino acids.